This is a messenger RNA of Ostreococcus tauri, 810 nucleotides long. RefSeq names its product Nucleotide-binding, alpha-beta plait. The record is from RefSeq and is a predicted model, not a curated record. Lineage: Eukaryota; Viridiplantae; Chlorophyta; Mamiellophyceae; Mamiellales; Bathycoccaceae. Gene Ontology annotation, molecular function: RNA binding; metal ion binding. The transcript has a single exon. Bases 1 to 810 code for a protein of 269 amino acids.
AUGGACGACGGCGACGCGAACGCGGGGGGCGAUCGCGCGGGCGAGGACGCGGGCGAGGAGCGCCGCGCGCCGCCGCCGCCCGAGGGUGGGGCGCCGCCGCCGUCGACGGACCCGAGGGAUCUCCCGGGGGUGUCCGUGCUCGUGCGUAACCUGUCGUGGGACGCGCGAGAGGACGACGUGCGCGAUCGAUUCGCCGGAUACGGUAAUAUCCUCGACGUGUACAUGCCGAAGGAUCGGGAGACCGGUCGACCGCGCGGGUUGGCGUUCGUAAAGUACGCGACGCAAUCCGAGGCGGACGCCGCUGUGGACGGCGGCGUCGGCGACUUCCUCGGGAGAGAAAUUCGUUGCGAGAUCGCGACGCAGCAACGCAAGUCUCGAGAUGAGAUGCGCUCCGGAUCCCAGCGACGCGAUGAUCGACCGUACGCGCCGCGUUCGCGUGGCAUGUGCUAUGACUGGAAAGCGGGUAAGUGCGACCGAGGCGACUCGUGCCGCUUCGCGCAUUCCGAGGACGCUGGCGACGACCGGCGCGGCGGAUACGACGACCGGCGCGGCGGGUACGGCGACCGACGCGGUGGUUACGAUGACCGACGCGGUGGUUACGAUGACCGACGCGGUGGUCACGACGACAGACGCGGUGGUUACGACGAUCGACGCGGCGGUUACGACGACAGACGCGGCGGCCACGACGAUCGCCGCGGUGGCGGUGGCUACGGCGACCGCCCGCGUGGCGUGUGCUACGACUGGCAAGCGGGCCGAUGCGACCGCGGCGCGUCUUGCCGCUUCGCCCACGAGGGCGAGCAACGCGCGUAA